This is a messenger RNA of Toxotes jaculatrix (banded archerfish), 2338 nucleotides long. Its product is annotated as mid1-interacting protein 1-B-like. Gene Ontology annotation, cellular component: cytosol. Gene Ontology annotation, biological process: regulation of lipid biosynthetic process. The transcript has 2 exons. Lineage: Eukaryota; Metazoa; Chordata; Actinopteri; Toxotidae. The record is from RefSeq and is a predicted model, not a curated record. The coding region runs from base 590 to 1042 and encodes 150 amino acids.
UCUUCCCCCGACGGUCCCGGCCCCGCCCUGAUGGUCCUCCGCAGCCUCACACACACACACAGUCCGCGGACCGUCCGGUGCAGUGUUCGGGACAGAUUAACGGGCAGGAAGCGGCGGCUCGCACGGUGAGUUAACCGGACACCUGCACACGCUCCUCGGUUCGUGUGCUCGACCGACAGAGCGGACCCUGCGUACCCGGAAUCACCCGUCACCAGGGCGGAGAACUUUCCGGUGGCUCCUCUGUUUUGUUCCCGGUCUCUGUGGAAGCAGGUUGAUUCCUGUUAUUUGAGCUUCGGGGUGAAACGGUUGGCUGGAGGUCUGCAGCAGGAGACGCUUCCCAUCCCCAGCAGGGACAGCAGGCUUUCAGGGUUAAACUGCAGCCUCCUUAACCAGGAAACCGCUUCAGUGAUCCAUGUUGGAUUGGUGAGUGUACCUGUAACCUGGUCCAGCUCUUGGGGGUCAGGAGCUAGUUAAGACCUGACGCAGGAUCUGGCUGUGGACUCAUAAUAAUCCUCUAAAGAGCAUUAGCGGGCUAAGUUUGUCCCUGGACUGUGACAGACGGUGAAAAAAGGCUCCAGGUCUGCUCACCAUGAUGCAGAUAUCUGACUCCCACAACCAGAAGAACUCGCUCUUCAAUGCCAUGAACCGCUUCAUCGGCGCCGUCAACAACAUGGACCAGACGGUGAUGGUGCCCAACCUGCUGCGGGACGUCCCACUGGACGACAACGGGGACAUGAAGGCGGUGAGGACGGCCAAUGGCGCCACCACCGCCUACUUCCACCAGGAUGCCGACAUGUACAGCUCCUACGUCCUGCUCAAGUCCAUCCGUAACGACAUCGAGUGGGGCGUCCUGCAGGAUGACGGGUGGGGGAAGGACAGGCCGGGGGUGGAGGAGGUGUCGAGGGCGGGGGUGGAGGAGGACGACCUGGAGAAGCAGUUUCAUUACCAUCUGAAUGGACUCCACACGGUUCUGUCCAAACUCACACACAAGGCCAACACGCUCACGAACCGCUACAAGGAGGAGAUCGGCUGCGGGAACUGACCAAGCUCUUCAUCAUGUACAGUUCUAAACAACCACUCAGGCGUUUCAUACCCGUUUCAGCUCAUUAUUUACAAGUCAGACACACCUUUAGAGCCGCGUUGUCCUUUCAGCGUGUAUCAUUUCAGAUUUUUCAGGGCUGAUGUUGAGAUGACGCCUGUUCAUUCAUGUUUAAAAACCACCUGAAACAUCGUCUGUUACAGUAAAAGUUUUGUUUUGUUGCUGAUGCUGAGCUGUUUGAUUUAAACAGGUACUUAUUCAUAUAUAGUUCAUUUAAACUGAUCAUUACUUUGUGUUGCAGAACAAUGAUUUUUCUGCUUUUACUGUCUUUGAUUAUUUUGUGAGCUUCAUAAAACCAGACGGGGAACCUGUCAACAGAAGUGAACAAGAUGAAGAACUUUGCUCGACAGUAACUUUUUAAACAGGCUCACCAACAAUUUCACACAUCGAGACCAGCUUCCUGGUCACGGUGAGUCCGGAGGCCGACCUUAAAUUCUCUUUAUCAGUGUUUGUUGUUGACUUUCUGAUAAUGAUCAGCAGCCGACUAUCAAAUAUUAACAAGGAGUUUCCUCGUCAGUCUCUGCUUGAGAAGCUGGUUUUGAACGACACCGUCCAGUCAGCUGAACAGUGGAUGUGGUUUUACUGGAUUAUGUCCCUGAAGUUCAUGUUCGUAGAAAAGGAAGGAAGGAACUUAACCUGGAAAAAGUUUGUUUGGAAAAUGAUCCAUGUUGAAAGGACGUUUGUAUUUAAUGAGCUAAAACUGUAUGAAACAACAUUUCUGUUCAUCACAAAGGGACUGAUAUGGAGAUCAGGCAGAUAACUGAUGGAGUUGUUUGUCUGACUGUGGGUGUUUGGUUGUUUGCACUGUGCUUUCAGGGUUUGUGUGUGUCCUUAUGCUUGUCCUCUCUCUGGACGUCCUUCAUUUCAUGCUGUAAAUUUAAAACUAUGCAAACAGACUGAGAGGGAAAGCUGCACGGUGUGAACCUCUGCACAGGCCAAACAGGACUGAACACGUUUAGGCUGCAGACGCACAAACUGAGCAGCAUGUUGUCUAAGUCUUAACCUGCCCGACCUGCUCCAGGGGUUUAUCAUCAAUCCAGCUGAAAAUGAUCAAUUAUAACAUGUAAUGUCAUCAUCUGCCGCGUAUCUGGGUCCAGGCACAGGUCGCGGGGGCGACUGCCGCCCGGUCCACAAAGCAGCGAAAAGAAUAACUGGUGUGAAAAUGAUAAUGUAACAUCCACAGAACUAUGCAUUUUUCUAUUUAUUGUCCAACCUGCCAAUUAAAGGUUUUGAUGAGUA